GGUGGUGUCAUGGCGGCGCCCAUGGCCAGAGGAGCCGCCGCUCUCCGGCGCGGCCGGUCUCUGGUUUCGGCCGCGGCUUCGCCAGGCCCCGCGGCCCCCAGGCGUUGGAGCAGCAGCGGCAACAUCCGCUCAUUGCACCAGCGCGGCAUCUUUAAGGACACCUUCCCGGAGGCGGGCGACCUGCCCCGGCUCCUGGCCUCGGGUGCUCAGACCGUCUACUGCGGCUUCGACCCCACCGCCGACAGCCUGCACGUCGGCAACCUGCUCGCACUCAUCGGCCUCCUGCACCUGCAGCGGGCCGGACACCGCGUCCUCACACUGCUGGGGGCAGCCACCGCGCGGCUGGGUGACCCGUCCGGCCGGAACAGCGAGAGGCAGCCACUGGACGCUUCCCGCAUCGAGGAGAACGCGAGAGGUGUCCAGGAGGACAUCCUGAAGGUGUUCCACAACCACCGCCACUGCUUCUGCAACGAUGACCAGGUUCACUCUCUGGGCACACAUUACAUCCUGAACAACUCGUCCUGGUACCAGGGCAAAGAGGUGGUGGAUUUCAUGGAGACUGUGGGCAGACAUUUCCGCAUGGGCACCAUGCUGAGCAGGCACAGUGUGCAGAGCCGCCUGAGGAGCGCCGAGGGCAUGAGCCUGACAGAGUUCACCUAUCAGCUCUUCCAAGCUUACGAUUUCUAUCAUUUGAACCAACAUUAUGGCUGCAGGAUCCAGCUGGGAGGCACAGACCAACUGGGCAACCUGAUGUCUGGAUAUGAAUUUAUUCAAAAGGUAACUGGGCAAGAAGUCUAUGGCAUCACAAUACCUCUGGUAACAAGCACCUCAGGUGAUAAACUGGGUAAAAGUGCAGGAAAUGCCGUAUGGCUGGAUAGCAAGAAGACCUCACCCUUUGAACUGUACCAGUAUUUUGUCAGACAGCCAGAUUCCAAUAUGGAAAGGUAUCUGAAACUUUUCACUUUCAUUCCGCUUCUUGAGAUUGAAAAUCUCAUGGAUAACCACAGGAAAGAUCCUGGAAAGCGGCUUGCUCAAAAACGACUCGCAGCAGAAGUCACUAAACUAAUUCAUGGCAAAGAAGGGCUUGUGUCUGCCAAGAAAUGCACAAAUGCCCUGUAUCAGAGCAGUGUGGCUGCCCUGGAAACGAUGUCAGACAAGGAGCUUCAAGAGCUAUUCAGAGAAGCCCCCUUCUCCGAGAUACUACUCGAACCUGGGACAUCAGUGCUUGAUCUUUGUCGUAAAGCUAAUGCUAUUCCAGAUGGACCCACAGGAUAUCAGAUAAUAACAAAUGGCGGAAUUUGGAUAAACCAUGUGCGAGAAGCCAAAGCAGAACAAGUGCUGGUUUUGGGGCAGCACAUUCUAUCUAAUGGCCUAUCACUGCUUCGUGUUGGGAAGAAAAACUACUACAUUGUGAAGUGGCUGAAUAUGGCGACCUAAUCAAAGUCCAGUUUUGCAUUGAAUACCCUUUCACCAUGGUUAUGAAGCAAUGUUCUCUAAUUCUUGAGUACAACCUAGUUAAAACUUUGAAAAUGGUCAGAGAUGUGGAGCAAGUUCAAGAGCAGUCUUUGUGAAGUUUACAUGAAAGAGGAUUGCCCCCAUAGCUCUGAUGAUAGAUCGCUGGUCCGAACAAAAAGAUUUGUGCUAAUGUUGCAAAAUUGACUGAUGCUAUUGAGUGUCUAUCAUUUAGUGUAUUUUGGAGGUUGUUGGCUGGACCACUUUGUAGAAAGAGAUACUGUAGACUAUGGUUGGGAGAGGGUCGAGAGAGAGGGAAGAGAAGGGGACAGAACAAUAAGUCCACUCCCCUCAAUUCCUUUUGCUCUUACUCAGGAGGUGGUGUUGCUACUCUGUUGCCCAUUUGAAGCUGAUGUGGCGGUAAUAGGAGAUGUGGUACUGGUGAGGAAAGUGACAUUCUAGAUAGAAUACUUGGAGACAAGAAUUCAGCUCUACUACGAGAAGGAAGAGCGCACAGAGAAUUAGAAAGUUAAAAGGAUCACCAAAUGUAGCCUCAGGCUUGCAUACUGAUACUUAGAACACAUUGCUGAGAUCUGACAUGCACCUGAACAGAUAAUGCAUCCGGAAAUAAAAACUCCUUGUGGGAGAAAAUCCUUAUUUUAGUAAAAAAACAUCAAAAAGAAUAAAAUAAAUAGACCACCUGAA
Messenger RNA from Callorhinchus milii (elephant shark), 2157 nucleotides. RefSeq names its product tyrosyl-tRNA synthetase 2, mitochondrial (gene yars2). Lineage: Eukaryota; Metazoa; Chordata; Chondrichthyes; Chimaeriformes; Callorhinchidae. Gene Ontology annotation, cellular component: mitochondrion; cytosol. The record is from RefSeq and is a predicted model, not a curated record. Bases 10 to 1437 code for a protein of 475 amino acids. Gene Ontology annotation, biological process: tyrosyl-tRNA aminoacylation. Gene Ontology annotation, molecular function: RNA binding; tyrosine-tRNA ligase activity; ATP binding. The transcript has 5 exons.